Messenger RNA from Penicillium paradoxum, 1317 nucleotides. It is a transcript of the gene pex26, whose product is annotated as protein pex26. NCBI's taxonomy places the organism in Eukaryota, Fungi, Ascomycota, Eurotiomycetes, Eurotiales, Aspergillaceae. The record is from RefSeq and is a predicted model, not a curated record. The coding region runs from base 1 to 1317 and encodes 438 amino acids. The transcript has 2 exons.
AUGGCUACCGGAUCCCCCAUGAUGUCCCAAUCUCACUCCCGCUCUCCGUCCUCAGCCUCCCCCACAAAGUUGUGCUCCAAGACAUACAAGAAAGCAUCCCAGCUUUACCUUACACGACGUCUACCAGAAGCUCUCGCAUACAUCCAACCGAUUAUCACGCCCUCCGUAUCACAAGAUGACCAGCACACAAAUGACCAAAAAUCAACGCCGGUUGCGCCGAUCGCCACGGCCGCUGGCACGUGGAGGAUCAAGGUGUGGAACCUUUACAUCACGCUCCUCAGCGCAAUAGUCGAUCUUGGCGCAGAGGAGGGAAAGAAUCAAUUCGGCCAGAAGGAAUGGAAAUCAAUUGCUUCGCAAGUCAGAGAAGGUGGAAUUUGGGAGACUGUUGUCGAGGUCGGGUACCAAGGCCACGAGGGUUCGGUGGAUGCCGAAGUCGUCUACAACCUUGCUACUCUCCUUUUGACCCACUCCUCUUCGCAAUCCCUGAACCAACAGCGCCUCGAGACCUAUCUCUCCUCUUACGGACAGCCCAAUCUCGACCUCACAGAUCGUCUCCAGGAUGCAUCCGAUGAAUAUCAGCACCGGCCCAUGCGCGCGACAAAUGGAGCGGACACCCCGAAGGAUCUCACUGCUCGAGUAAAGAUCAUCGAGCUCUUUACCCUGCACGUCCUUCCCCGCAAUGACGAGUGGGAGUACUCGACCGAGUUCAUCAACUUGAGCGAGGUCCUCGAUGAAGAACGCAAGGAUCUCUUCCUACAGACUCUGGAGGGGUUGAGAGAAGAGAAGGAGCGAGGCGAAAUGCGCGCAGUCGAGUUACAGCGCGCAAAGGACGCAGAGAUCGAACGGCAAUUAGAAGAAGAACGUCGCGAAGCCGAAGAAGCAGCGGCCGCUGCACAAAAACAAACCAAUGGCCAUAAACGCAAUACCAGCGAAGUUGACUACGGGAUUGAGAAGACGCGCCCACAGGGCUCUCCCAAGGGGAAAGGGGCCAGAUCGACAGAUAAGUUGCCAAACGGCAAAUCACGAACAUCCAUCCCGUCAUCUGGCCCCAAAAACAUCAAAAAGCAGGACAAGGCUGAGCCACGGGGCCGUCAAACUCGGGCCGUGGCCACGGCCCUGCGCAAUCUGUUCCGUCAUAUUAUCCAGACCGUGUCCGGGAAUCCCAUGUCAAUAGUCCGCACCCUGCUCUUUGUGACCGGCAUCCUCAUGGCGAUGAGCCGGCAGGAUGUGCGUGAUCGGGUUCGACGGGUUACGGACGGCGCUUGGCAGAAGAUCAAAGCUACCGCCGGAAUGGGAGUCAAGGUGAGCUAUAUUUGA